CAACAGCCGCCAGUCCGGCCGCCCCGAGCCGCCGCCGCGGGCUCAACUCCACCCGGCGGAGCCCGGCGCGCAGCAGCCACACAAAAGAGGCGCGAGGGCCGGCGGCGCCGCCUCGGGGACACGCCCGGGAGCGUCGCGCGAGGGGACGCAGCGAGCGGGAGAAUGAGCGGCCGAGAGGAGGGCUCCGAGGCGGGAUGCGGGAUGCAGAGGACCUGACACGUCUUGGAAACUCUUGGAAAUGGCUCCCGCCACAGCGCCGGAGGGGGCUGCGAGUCUGGGGAGGGCGCUCGCCCCUGCGGGGCUGCUGAGCCGCGCUCGGAUGCAGGGCCCGGGGGCGCUGUCCCUGCGCUCCGCCGUCGGCUCGGGCUGAAAAAGUUUCUCCAUGGUUCCUUUGUGUCGCCCGAGAGCCCGUUCGCCGGCCCCGACCUCCCUCGGUCUCCCUGGCAGGAGGAGGUGGCUGAGCAGCUAGUGGGCAGUUGGCGCCCUCCCUGAGCAAGCCUCCAUCCCAGAGGCUAGUCCUGCAAUCCACGAGUUCGCCAUGAUCGCCACCGGCGGCCUGCUGAGGAUUUCCGCCAGAAAGCAGGAUCCACUCCGCCCCCCAAGUCAGAUCCCCAAGCGCAAGCGGAAAGCCAAAAAGAGGCGCAAGAACGAUGUGGUGGUGGUGAAAGGCAAGCUGAAGCUGUGCUCCAUCUCGGGGCUCAUCGCCCUCUGCGGGAUCCUGGUGCUGCUGGUGGGCAUAGCCAUGGCGGUGGUGGGCUACUGGCCCAAGGCCACGGGGGCCAAUCGGGAGGCGGGUAAGCAGCUGCCGCCUGCGGGCAGCAGCCACCGCGUCCCGACCACCGCCAACAGCAGCGGCAGUGGCAGCAAAAACCGGUCCAGGAGCCACCCUAGGGCUCCAGGGGGUGUCAACUCCAGUUCCGCGGGCGCGCCCAGGAGCACGCCUCCUGCGCGAGUCGCCUCCCCUUCCUCCUCCUCCACGUCGGUGGGCUUCUUCUUCCGCAUCUUCUCUGGCUACCUGCACUCUGACAAGCUCAAGGUCUUCGGGCCCCUCAUCAUGGGCAUCGGCAUCUUCCUCUUCAUCUGCGCGAACGCGGUCCUCCACGAGAACCGGGACAAGAAGACCAAAAUCAUCAACUUGCGGGACCUCUACUCCACAGUCAUCGACGUGCACAGCCUCCGCGCCAAAGACCUGGCGGCCGCCGCGGCCGCCGCUGCGGCCGCAGCCGCCUCCUCGUCGUCGUCGGCCCCCCCCGCGGCGCCCCCCGGGGCCAUCCCGCUCAACGGCUUCCUCAGCUACGUGCAGUCGCGGGGCCUGGAACUGAAGCCGGGGAGCUGCGGUGGCGCCGGAGACGCCUUCGGAGCCGCGGCGAUGCUGGCCAAGGGCUCGUGGCCGCCUCACCCCGCGGCCCUGAGCGGCGGCCGCCCCCGGGGCGCCGCGUCCCCGCCGGACCUGGCCUCUUCCCCGCGCUGUCCGCGGGAGCCCGCGAGCCUGGCCGAGGCCGUGUACAGCGUCUACCGCGAGCGCUCGGGCGUGGCCGGCCGUCGCCGGGCCGCCGCUGCCACCGCCGCCGCCGCCGCCGCCGCUAGCAGCUGCAGCAGUCCGGCGCCCUGCAGCCCACCCGAGAGCUGGGGGCGCCAGAGCACCGCCAGCUCCCUCGUGGACUCCUCGCUGAGCGCCUUCGCGCUGCUGCCUUUGCAAGGGGACCGCGAUAGGGACGGGGACGCGGAGGGCGCGAGCUGCAGCUGGCAGAGGCCUCCGGGGGAACGCGGCUCCCUGGAGAUCCCGAGGGGCGAGGUCGACCUGAGCCUGACCAACCUCCGCGGAGCAGAGGGCAGCAUGCGCGGGGCGAGCCAGGAGCUAGAGGAGCCCGAGGGCGCGGUAGCGGCGCGCGCCGCCAGGGGGCAGGGCGGCCGCCUGCCCAGGACCGGCAGGUACGCGGCCUUGCGGCGCCGCAGCACCAGCGGGCUCCCGGACUACCGGGUGCCGCCGUCCCCCGAGCCCCCGCCCUCCCCGGGGAGUGCGGACCCGGACUCCAGCCCUCUGGCCAAAGCCGCCUCCCCCUCGCCACCCCUGCGGCUGGAGGGCUCGCCCCCCACCAGGCGGGACUCGGGGAGCUCCCAGUCGGAUGACCCAUCCAGCAGCAAUAAGGGCUACACACCCCUGCGGGAGGCCGGCACCUCCUCCGAGUCGGUCUUGGACGCAGUUGCCAGUCAAACGCGAGACUCUGUGACCGCCCCUGUUCCGGGUGCGGAGCAGAGCUCCCCGGAGGGUGCCAGCCAGGAGCCACUUACGGCCGAGCAACCUCAGCCGGUGCAGAGGCAGUUUACAAACAAGGAGAAACUCUUCAUGAUUUCCAGGUCUCAUGCCAUAGGGGUAGAAGAAGGAGAACUGGAAAGCACAGGCAUUUAGAGAAAGGAGUGGGGUGGGGGGAGGAGAGAGAAAAUGGGAGAAACGCCCACUUGUAUCAGUGCAUUAACAGUUCCCUGUCUCUUUUGUGGACUGAUCCGAGGACAUCAUUCAAUAUCCAAAGAGCUGCAGAAUGUUAUCCUUGAAUUGCGUCCACAAGAUUCCUGUAGAUAACUCCAAGGAUUUUGUUUUUGUUUUUUUUUUAAAGCAAACUAGUCUUUUUAUGUCCGAUGGUGAUUGUAUGUUCGAUGAAAACCAAAUGUAUUAAAAGGUCAGCAAUCUAGUCCAUUAGAUAAAAUUCUUUUAAUUUUCUUAGGAUCAAAACAAUAUAUUUUUGACAGUAAAUGUGCACUUUACUCCAAUUUUUUUUAAAUCCCUAAUUUCCCGACCCGUGUACUCUGCGCUGGUUUUGGCCAUAGCUGCUUGCGAAUGGCAGGCUUUUUUCUCCCUCCCUUUGCGGAACAUAGAAGAGUUUGUCUCAGUUCUCUUAGAAUUGAUGUUACUAACUGAAGUUAAAGCCAAAAGCAUGAAUAAUUCAGGAAAGAGCACUUUCCUUGCCCCACUCCACUCUGCUCACCCAAUGCCCAAAAGCUUCUUCAUUUUUUAAACAGGUGUGUACGUUUUGCUACUGGGAUAUGUGGUGGAGACUGGAGCGGGGCAGGAACUAGAUGGACUGUUACAUUCCGAAAUUUAUAUCAAGUACACUAUGCUUUAUUGAGUGUUAUCACACCUGUAUUGAAAAUAGCAUUAAUAUUUAAAAUCUUUUUUAAUAAAAGAGGUUUCCGAACAGUUAAGCAUAAUAUUGCCUCAUUUUGCCUUGGAGCUAGCUCAUCUGGUACCUCUGAAAUAUUUUGCUGUGACACUGCUACCAGGACUGUUGUGAUCUUCCCCCAAAGUACUCAGCACCAUUGUCACAUGUCCAGUGUAUUUUUAAGCUUAAAAUGUAAGGUAAUAUUUAACAUUUGGGAAUUUCUCUUUCAAAUAGAAUGAAACGUUAAGUGAA
Macaca mulatta (Rhesus monkey) is the source of this 3410-nucleotide messenger RNA. The record is from RefSeq and is a predicted model, not a curated record. NCBI's taxonomy places the organism in Eukaryota, Metazoa, Chordata, Mammalia, Primates, Cercopithecidae.